Penicillium chermesinum is the source of this 204-nucleotide messenger RNA. RefSeq lists its product as uncharacterized. The record is from RefSeq and is a predicted model, not a curated record. The transcript has a single exon. Bases 1 to 204 code for a protein of 67 amino acids. Lineage: Eukaryota; Fungi; Ascomycota; Eurotiomycetes; Eurotiales; Aspergillaceae.
AUGGUCACCUUCCAAGGUUUAUUGAAGGGUAUUUGCGUGUUUGUCGCCUGUGAAAGUGGACAGGAUCUAGUGAUGGAGCUUGACGAUACCAAGGCUCUGGCCUCGGCACUGAUUCUUGGAUACCGCAUGCCUGGCUCAUCGGACGGAGUGAAUGACAUGUGCGGAGUAUCUGCAGCAAAGUCUUGUCAGACCAAUUUACCGUAG